This is a messenger RNA of Alligator sinensis (Chinese alligator), 2933 nucleotides long. Its product is annotated as calcium-activated chloride channel regulator 2. The record is from RefSeq and is a predicted model, not a curated record. Gene Ontology annotation, biological process: chloride transport. Gene Ontology annotation, molecular function: intracellularly calcium-gated chloride channel activity. Lineage: Eukaryota; Metazoa; Chordata; Crocodylia; Alligatoridae. The transcript has 16 exons. The annotation marks the transcript as partial.
CUCGCCGCCCACCCGCGGGUGCCCGAGGACCCGAAGCUCCUCGCGAGCAUCCAGGAUAUGAUAACAGAAGCAUCUUUCUAUUUAUUCAGUGCUACAAAAAAUAGAUUUUAUUUUAGGAAUGCAAAGAUUUUAAUACCUCCUACAUGGAAAGCAAACAAUUAUGAGAAACCAAAACAAGAGUCCUAUGACAAGGCAGAUGUCAUAGUUGCUGCUCCUUAUUGGAAACAUGGAGAUGACCCAUAUACCCUACAAUAUGGAGAAUGUGGAAAAAUGGGAAAAUAUAUACAUUUCACGCCUACCUUCCUAUUAAAUGAUAAGUUGAUUGCUGUCUAUGGAUCACGGGGCAGAGUUUUUGUCCAUGAGUGGGCCCACCUUCGAUGGGGGGUGUUUGAUGAAUAUGAUAGUGACAGGCCUUUCUAUAUAACUGGACAAAAUCGAGUUGAAGUUACAAGAUGCUCAUCUAAUCUCACUGGCAUCUAUGUCUGUGAAAAAAAAUCCUGCACUGAAGGAAAUUGUGUCAUUAAUCAACUAACAGGACUUUUUAUUGAAGGAUGUGCAUUUAUUCAUGAGAGAAAUCAAACUGCAGCGGCAUCAAUAAUGUACAUGCAAAGCUUAUCAUCUGUCGCUGAAUUCUGUGAUGAAAGUAACCAUAAUAGAGAAGCUCCCAAUAUGCAGAACAGAAUGUGUGACUAUAGAAGCACGUGGGAAGUAAUAAUGAAAUCCAUGGAUUUUAAGAACAAUCCUCCACUGAAUACUACCAGCCUUCUACCUCCUCCUACCUUCUCAUUGCUGCAGAAGAGAGAUAGGGUGGUCUGCCUGGUUCUUGAUGUUUCAAACAGCAAGGAUGGGACUAAUUGGAUCAAUCAGCUGCAUCAGGCUGCAGAACUAUAUCUUUUACAGAUCGUGGAAGAAAAUUCCUAUGUUGGUAUUGUCACUUUCAGUCACUCGGGAGAGAUCAAAACUCAGUUGCGUCAAAUUGUCAGCAAUGAUAUAAGGGGACAGCUUGCUUCAUUCCUACCAACUGCUCCAACUAGUGAGGGAACAAAUGUUUGCGCAGGCUUGCAGCUGGCAUUUGAGGUGAUCAGAAAACAUGAUGGAAGUAUAUAUGGCUCGGAAAUUAUAUUGGUGACAGAUGGAGAAGACAGUGGUGUAAAGAAAUGCUUUUCUGAUGUGAUUAACAGUGGAUCAGUCAUUCAUACCAUUGUUCUGGGACAGUCUGCUGCAAAAGAAAUUGAACAGUUUUCUAGAGAGACAGGGGGGUUAAACUUUUUUGUCUCAGAUAGACUGAUUUCCAAUGACCUCAUUGAUGCUUUCUGUGGAAUUUUAUCAGGAAGUGGAGAUACCUUUAAUCAGUCCAUUCAGAUUGAAAGCACUGGUGAAAGUACCCAGGGUUAUAAACAGUUCAGAAGGACGGUGACUAUUGAUAGUACAGUGGGAAGGGAUACAUUCUUUGUAGUUACCUGGCAGACCACUGAACCACCGAAAAUAACUCUUCUUGAUCCCCAUGGAAAAAACUACACCAAUGAGAACUUCAGCAUUGAUAUUAUUUUCCAUAUAGCUCGUCUUCAGAUUCCCGGCAUUGCAGAGGCUGGGAUGUGGACAUACACACUCACUAAUACUCAUCUGUCCCCUCAAGUCCUAACAAUAACAGUAACUUCCCGAGCAGCAAAUUCUACAAUACCUGCAAUAACUGUGAAAGCCCACAUGAACAGGGAUACAAACUACUACCCUAGUCCGAUGGUUGCUUAUGCACAAGUUGGUCAAGGGCUUUCACCUGUUCUUGGAGCAAAUGUGACCGCCAUUAUCGAACCAGAGAAUGGAGAUCCAAUUAUUCUGGAACUUUUUGACAAUGGUGCAGGAUUUCCUAAAGCAGGUGAGCUUUAUCCAAUGGGCCUUGCUUUGUCUCCUAAGAAAUGUAGCUAUUUUUUCAGAAAAGAAAUAGAGUUCCUUGCUCUGCAUUAUAUGCGAGAUCAUCAAACUGCAUGCUGCAACGCCAUGGAGUCAUGCUUUGUAUAUACCAGGUUACGUAGAAAAUGGUACGACAGAGCAAUGUGGGGUACGAUCCAGAUGAAUGGACCAAGACCCUCAGUUACAAGUAAUGAUGAUAUUCAAAUCAAAGUAGGAGGCUUCAGUAGAACCAUCUCAGGAGGUUACUUUACAGUGUCUGAAGUACCAACGAGCCCUGAUACUGAUGUGUUUCCACCAUGUAAAAUUACUGAUCUUAGUGCCAAAACAGAAGAUGAUAAGGUCAUUUUAUCAUGGACAGCACCAGGGGGUGAUCUUGACCAGGGACAAGCUGCAACUUAUGAAAUACGAACAAGUGAAAGUCCUCUGGAAUUAAGAGACAACUUUGAUAAGGCUACAGUUGUGAAUACCUCCAGUCUGACUCCUCAUUAUGCGGGCUACAAGGAAAUAUUUUCAUUUAAACCAGCAGCUUUUGCAACAAGAAACACCACAAUAAUGUAUGUGGCUAUAUGUGCCAUUGAUAAAGCCUCUCUGCACUCUGAUAUAUCUAAUAUAGCACAAGCAGUAAUGUUUGUUCCCCCAAUGGACUUUUUAACUGCUAAUAAUAAGUAUAGUGUCUCAACUAUCAUCUUGAUAUUAUUUGGCCUAUUAGCAACAGUUUGUCUUAUUACAAGUGUGACCUUGUGUGUUUUAAAAAAAAGAAGAAAAUGUCUAUUAGAGACUGCAACAAAAUUACUGUGACUUAAAAUGAAAGUUUCUUCUAGUUAUUUUUUUAGCAUGUAUUUGCUUGAAAGUGAUAUGCAAAAAUAAAUGUGCUACCACUGAAAAUGGCUACAUAAAAAUAAAUGGAAAGCCAUCUAUGCAGUUCUGUGUAAAAUUACAGCAAUUUAGAAGCAGUAUCAGACUGCAUGUAACAUACCCUUGAAUGGCUGGAUCACAGUCAAACUACAUUGCAUGUACAUAUGUGU